Molecule: messenger RNA, 642 nt
Organism: Juglans microcarpa x Juglans regia
Lineage: Eukaryota; Viridiplantae; Streptophyta; Magnoliopsida; Fagales; Juglandaceae
Product: protein SKIP34
Exons: 2
Coding region: 132-425 (97 amino acids)
Source: RefSeq, a predicted model, not a curated record
AUUAUUUACGUUGUCAGCCAUUAAUUCCUGAGAACAAAAGCCAAGAAAUAACUCUCUCUCUCACACACUCUCUCUCUCUGCGACGCAUUUAUUUUCUCGAUCAUCCUGAUCACGUGGUCGUCGUUUUCACGAUGUGUUACGGUCAGCAGCGACCCUUCUCCAGGGACAGCCUAACCCAGUCGCCACCCGCCGGGCCGCCAAACCCCGACAACGUCGUGGCGGUGGACACACUGCGGGGCCGGCUGGCCGAGACCGAGGCUCGGCUCGCCCGCGCCAGGGCUCGCGAAGCCGAGCUCAGCCGCCGCCUCGAGGAGAUGAAGCGCUUUGUCUCCGUCAUGGAGAUCCUCGAGACCUACCUCAAACGACGCUUCCGCGAGCAACAACAACACGUCGCCCGCCUCUUCGCCCCUCCGCCCCAUAAAUAGAAACUUCUUCCUACUCGAUACUUCAAACGUCUUGAAAUUGUGAGGUGCUUGCUCAUUAGGUGUUGUAUAAGAUAGGAAUUGGCUGGAGAUAGUUGAUGUUGGAAAGCCUCUCCAUGUUAUAAUGUUGGAAAGAAAUCCAGGUUAUGCUUCUCAAACAUGUGUUUCAAUGGAAAAAUUCUUAAUCUGGCUUGAGGAAAUGAAGGUUUCAUUCUAUAAA